AUGGAUUCUUAUGAGAAAUUAAGUUAUGUAUCCAUAACACCCCAUGCAGAAUUCUUAAGGAAUUUUGUCGCAAAUACUAUAUGCCAUAGUUGCAAAACAUCUCAGCGUAAAAGAUGUAUCAACAUGGCUGAUGAUCACAAUUUAUGUUCAGAGUGCUAUAAGACUGCAGUUUUUUCCAUUGAAAGAUUACCAUAUAUUGUGCACAACUUGCGUAAAUUUUACAGACAAUUUAAUCUUAAAGUCGAUAAAAAUAUUCCCAUUUUUUUGACUGAUAAAGUUGAGAUGAGAAAGGAGUUUGACGAUAAGACCACUCAUAGUAUGACCGUGUAUGCGAAGAAAAGCACUACACUUGUGAUUAAAAACUGUUUAUGGCAAGGAGAAAAGAUGGAAGCAGUUAAAGAACCUAAAAAGCUGUCCAAGAUUUCAAUUUUACUUCGCUUUGGAUAUCCUGAUGUUAUAACAGGAGCAAGAUUGGCACAUGAGAUGAUGAAUGUAUGGUUGGGAAAUAAAGGUUGCAUGGAUAUACAGCAAAAUAUUAAAGAAGGAAUUUGUAAGGUGAUGGCUUACAAAUGGUUGGAUUGGUAUUUCUGCAAUUAUGUUGAUUCCUCGAGUGAUAAUGGCCGAUUAGGUCUAAGGUAUAUUCAAAUCUACAAACCUGAAAUCGAAUCAAACCGUGCGUUCAGAGGGGCUAAAAUGGCAGUUGAUAAGUAUGGGUUAAAACAUACGUUGAAGCAUAUCGUGAACACUAGAAAUCUUCCUGAUGUGAAUCAAGCCACUGCACUUGUUAAAAUUAUGAAUGAACCAAAUGAGAUUAACACUGUUCUUUUAGCCCAAGAAGAGAUGGUGGAACAAAGGACUUCAAGAAAAAUGGGUCUCAUUUUCUCUUGA
This is a messenger RNA of Pistacia vera, 888 nucleotides long. Its product is annotated as protein DA1-like. Bases 1 to 888 code for a protein of 295 amino acids. The record is from RefSeq and is a predicted model, not a curated record. NCBI's taxonomy places the organism in Eukaryota, Viridiplantae, Streptophyta, Magnoliopsida, Sapindales, Anacardiaceae. The transcript is spliced from 8 exons. Gene Ontology annotation, molecular function: ubiquitin binding.